Molecule: messenger RNA, 2925 nt
Organism: Eucalyptus grandis
Lineage: Eukaryota; Viridiplantae; Streptophyta; Magnoliopsida; Myrtales; Myrtaceae
Product: kinesin-like protein KIN-14C
Exons: 17
Coding region: 239-2647 (802 amino acids)
Biological process (GO): microtubule-based movement
Molecular function (GO): microtubule binding; ATP binding; microtubule motor activity
Source: RefSeq, a predicted model, not a curated record
AUUCAAUCUCGCGCUCCCCUCGUCCCUACCCUCUCUCUCUCUCUCUCUCUCCCUCCCUCUCCGUGUCUCUGCGCGCAGCGCUCUGUUCUCCAAACCCACCUUCGAAUUCGUCUCGGGAAUCCACCUCUCGCCGUGUGAGCUCCAGUUCCAGCAUCUGGGUCGGCGGAAUCCGGCUCCCCGGUUGGCUCCCCCCGGCCGCAUCGAACCCGGCUGCCCUCGAGCUCUCCGAUCGAGCUCGAUGUCGUCGCGCAACCAGAACAGGCAGCCUCGCAGCCCCAACGCCAAGAAGGGUGCUUUGGUAGAAAUCCCUUUGGACAAACGCAGGCGAAUAGGUGCGGCGAGAGCAACUGGUCCGACAAGCUCUAGCCGUGCACGGCAGGCUUUCUCUGAGGUGAGCAACAGGCAAGAUGUAACCUCCACUGGAGAAACGGCGAGUGCAGAGGGUUCAGAGAAUAUCCCUGUGGAGUUCACGAAAGAAGAAGUAGAGACAUUGUUGAACGAGAAGCCGAAGACCAAGAAGUUUGACCUCAAGGGUAAAUUGGAAUAUCUGACUGAUCAUAAUAAGAGACUAAGGCUUUGUGUUAAGUGGUUCCAACGAGUUGAUGAAGGCCACCUCCUCGAGCAGGAGAGAUUGCGAAAUUCAUUGGAAUCUGCAGAGAAGAAAUGCACGGAUACCGAGUUUGAGAUGGAAAAGAAGCUGGGUGAGCUUAAUGAAGUUCUUGCUCAAUUAAGAAAUGAUAACUCUUCUUUACAAGAGAAACUCGCAAAAGAAUCAGCAGAGAAAAUGGAUGCAAUUAAUUGCCAUAUGAAAGAAAAGGAAGCAAGGAUUGCUUCUGAAAAGGUACAGGGCUUGCUGUCAGAAGAUCUUAAGAAAGCUGAACAAGAGAAAUUGGCUGCUGAUCACCAGAUUGCUUCUCAGAAAGAUAUGUACAAGAGAUUGCAAGAGUACAACACAAGUUUACAGCAGUACAACAGUAAACUUCAAACAGAAUUGUCAACAGCCAAUGAGUCACUAAAAAAAGUGGAAAAGGAGAAAUUGGCAAUUGUAGAAAACCUUAGUACGUUAAGGGGUCAUUACAAUACACUCCAAGAGCAACUCACUUCAUCCAGAGCUUCAGUGGAUGAGGCUGUUAGGCUAAAGGAAUCACUUGUCAAUGAAGUCAAAUGCCUUCGAGAAGAAUUGCAUAGGGUGAGAGAAGAUCGUGAUCGCCAGGUUUCAGAAGUUCAGGCCUUAACAGCUGACUUAUUGAAAUUUAGAGAAAAAACGGGCAAAUCUUUCAUGGAGCUGGAUAACUUGACGAUAAAGUCCAAUGCGUUGCAGGAAACAUGUUCCUCUCAGCUGGAGCAAAUACGAAUUUUGCAGCACCAGCUUGCUGCUGCAAAUGAAAAAUUGAAGAUGGCUGAUUUAUCCAGUAUAGAAACAAAGGUGCAGUUUGAUGAGCAGAAGAGGACUAUAGUUGAAUUGCAAGAACGCUUAGAAAAUGCAGAGCUUCAACUUAGUGAAGGAGAACAGCUAAGAAAAAAAUUACAUAACACCAUUUUGGAACUAAAAGGGAAUAUUAGGGUGUUUUGCCGAGUCCGUCCAAUGUUCUCGGAUGAUGGUUCUGGAACAGAAACAGUCAUUUCAUAUCCAACAUCGACGGAAACUCUUGGUCGAGGGAUUGAAUUACUUCAAAGUGGUGGACAAAAGUAUCCAUUUACAUUUGACAAAGUCUUCUCUCAUGAGGCUUCUCAGCAAGAUGUUUUUGUUGAGAUAUCACAAUUGGUCCAGAGCGCCCUCGAUGGUUAUAAGGUUUGUAUAUUUGCAUAUGGUCAAACAGGCUCAGGUAAAACCUAUACCAUGUUGGGUAAACCUGAUGCUCCAAAACAGAAAGGGUUGAUCCCGCGUUCUUUGGAGCAAAUAUUUCAGACUAGCCAAGUUCUUUCAGCCCAAGGAUGGAAGUAUAAAUUACAAGCUUCGAUGUUGGAGAUAUACAAUGAAACCAUUCGUGAUUUGCUGUUGCCAAAUCGAAGUAAUCCCUCGGAUAUGACGCGUGGUGAAAGCGGUGUUAGUGGAAAACAGUACACAAUCAAACAUGACGCAAAUGGAAAUGCCUAUGUACCUGAUCUCACCAUUGUUGAUGUAUGCAGUAUCCAAGAAAUUACCUUGCUUUUGGAGCAGGCUGCACAAAGCAGGUCUGUGGGAAAGACACUAAUGAAUGAACAGUCAUCAAGAAGUCACUCAGUUUUUACAUUGCGGAUAUCUGGAGUGAAUGAGAACACUGAACAACAAGUGCAAGGUGUGCUGAACCUUAUUGAUCUUGCUGGAAGUGAGCGGCUCUCAAGAAGUGGGGCAACGGGAGACAGGUUGAAAGAAACUCAGGCAAUCAAUAAAAGUUUAUCAUGCCUGAGCGAUGUUAUAUUCGCCCUAGCAAAGAGAGAGGACCAUGUUCCCUUUAGAAACUCAAAGCUGACAACUCUUCUUCAGCCAUGUUUGGGUGGAGACUCCAAAACGUUGAUGUUUGUUAACAUCUCUCCUGAGUCUUCUUCCGUUGGUGAGUCACUUUGUUCUCUUCGGUUCGCGGCCAGAGUAAAUGCAUGUGAAAUUGGUGUUCCUCGCCGCCAUACAGCCAUACGUUCUGCAGAUUCUCGAUUGAGUUAUGGCUGAAUGCCAUUGAACUUUUAGAUGUGCCACAUUGAAGAACUUGUAGUAGAAGAAUUUGUAUUUGGAGGAAUUUCAUCUUCAUUUCUCCCCAGGAUAGGGGAGCAUGGCUAUGUUGUAAUGUGUACGAAAGAAAUGACAUUGGGGCAUUGGAUGAUGUUUUGAGAGAAACUGAUUUAUUCCUGAUAAAUCCUGAUUAGGAUACUUUGGUUGCCUCUUGCAACAGGACAUUGUGAUGUAUGAAAUAUCAUUUUAAGAUUAAAUAUUCUCGAUUGAUUAGGCAA